AUGGCUGAAGCGGAGUUAGAAACCUUUACCUCUAUCAUGGACGCGUUGGUUCGCAUUAGUUCCAACAUUAAGAGUAUGGAAAAGGAGCUGCAUUGCCCGGUGUGUGAUGAGAUGGUGAAGCAGCCCGUCCUUCUGCCGUGUCAGCACAGUGUUUGUCUGCUGUGUGCGGCUGAGGUGUUGGUACAAAGAGGUUAUCCUCCUCCAGACCUCUCUCCAGAGCCCAACUCACCGGCCUCCACACCCAACACUCGCUCCCCACGACAGGCUCGAAGACCCGCACCCAGGACCCCUGACCGCCUGGAACGGGUCCUCAGAACAGGUGUUCAUCUCCCUCCUUUACACCUCCGCCUCCUCUCAGUGUGCGGGACAUACCCAGGGCGGAGACGGAAGGACGCGGCCCCUCCCCCCAUGUUGUUCCCGUGUCCUUCCUGUCCGCAGGACGUGGAGCUCGGAGAGAAAGGCCUGACAGACUGCCUCCGCAACCUCACACUGGAGCGGAUUGUGGAGAGGUACAGGCACACAGUAAGUCUGGGCAGUGUAGCCAUCAUGUGUGGUUUCUGUAAGCCUCCCCAGUCUCUGGAGGCCUCUAAGGGCUGCGCUGAUUGCAAGUCCAACUUCUGCAACGAGUGUUUUAAACUCUACCACCCCUGGGGAACCCCUCGAGCUCAGCACGAACACAUCCUACCCACCAACAGCUUUCGACCGAAGGUCCUAACAUGCACAGAGCAUGAACAGGAGAGACUGCAGUGGUACUGCCGUAACUGCCAGAGGUUACUGUGCCCACUUUGUAAGCUCCGGCGUGUCCACCAUGGACACAAAGUGUUGCCUAUAGCACAGGCCUACCAGGCCCUCAAGGACAAGCUGACCAAGGAAGUCAACUUUGUCCUGGCCAACCAGGAGACAAUACAGAGUCAGAUCACUCAACUGGAAGCUGCCAUCAAACAGAUGGAGGCGAACAGCUCAGUGGCCCUGCAUCAGCUGACCCACUGUAUCCGAGAGCUGGGAGCGGCUGAAGCAGAGCGUCAGGGGGCUUUGGCUCUGGCCCUGGAGGGAUCCCGCAGCAGGAGGGAGGACGCCCUGUCUGCUCAGGUCUCAGAGAGGAGAGGCCUGCUCGAGCAUGCUGGCCUGAUGGCCUACACACAGGAGCUGCUGAAGGAGACCGAUCCACCCUGCUUCGUACAGGCUGCCAGAAUCACCCACAGCAGGCUUGUAAAGGCCAUAGAACACCUCCAGUGUUUCUCUCUCUCAGCUGAUCCUUCCUUUAAGCACUUUCACCUAGAUGCAUCCAAAGAGGUCAAGCUCAUUCACAGCUUGGAGUUCAUACAGGCCCCUCUGGCUCCGGUCAUUGACACCCAGAAGACACUUGCGUACGACCAGCUGUUUCUGUGCUGGCGCCUCCCUCAGGACUCGGCCCCAGCUUGGCACUUCUCUGUUGAAUACCAACGACGAGCAGGAGGAGCUGCAGCCACUUGGGGCGGCACCAGAUCUCCUAAUGCUGCAACAGCAUGGCUGCGUCUGGAUGAAGUGAGAGGAACCAACGCUGUGAUUAAUCGGCCGCAGACGGACAGUGUGUAUGUGCUCAGGGUGAGAGGCUGCAACAAGGCCGGGUUUGGAGAGUACAGUGAAGAGGUUUACCUCCACACUCCACCAGCACCUGUGUUGAGUUUCUCCUUGGACUCACGCUGGGGGUUGCAUGCCGACAGGCUGGCAUUGGGUAGAGGCCAAACCUACGCUCGCAGUGUGCCAGGCCUCUCCCUCCUGCAGGCUGCCGACCGCACUCUCACUUCUUGCCACCUGACUUCUGACCUGCUGGUGGCCGACUUGGCUGUCAGUCAAGGCCGACACUACUGGGCAUGCUCUGUGGAGCCUGGUUCCUACCUGGUAAAGGUGGGAGUAGGACAGGAAGCUAAGCUACAAGAGUGGUUUCAUCUGCCCCAGGACAUGGCCAGCCCUCGCUGCGACCCAGACAGCGGCCAUGACAGUGGUGCAGAGGACGGCCAAGACUCUCCUCCCUUCUGCUUCCUCACAAUAGGCAUGGGCAAGAUCCUGCUUCCUCAAGGACAUGGUCACACUCAGAACCAGGGGGACUGCCAGAGCCAGGGGGGAGUACACUCCCACGGUAGCAGCCAUAGUAACCUGCCUCACCCUCAUACUGCUCCUCUGCCACCCCGACUGGGAGUGUGUCUGGACUGUGACAAAGGACAUGUCACCUUCUAUGAUGCCCACUCAUUGCGGAUCCUUUGGGAGGGACACAUGGACUGUUCAGCUCCGGUGUGUCCGGCCUUCUGCUUCAUCGGUGGAGGGGCCCUGCAGCUGCAGGACCUUGUGGCCAAUCGGAACAUCGAGGAGCCGUCGCCACGCAGGGUAACUAUCCAAACGCGUGCAACAAAUCUCAGCAAAUAAAUUGUGGUGAGACAGUUUAAGGGGCAUAGUUCAU
Messenger RNA from Anoplopoma fimbria (sablefish), 2437 nucleotides. It is a transcript of the gene trim46a, whose product is annotated as tripartite motif containing 46a. The transcript is spliced from 12 exons. Gene Ontology annotation, molecular function: protein binding; zinc ion binding. The record is from RefSeq and is a predicted model, not a curated record. NCBI's taxonomy places the organism in Eukaryota, Metazoa, Chordata, Actinopteri, Perciformes, Anoplopomatidae. Bases 1 to 2403 code for a protein of 800 amino acids.